Messenger RNA from Gracilinanus agilis (Agile Gracile Mouse Opossum), 1303 nucleotides. RefSeq names its product TARBP2 subunit of RISC loading complex (gene TARBP2). Gene Ontology annotation, cellular component: RISC-loading complex. The transcript has 8 exons. Gene Ontology annotation, biological process: regulation of miRNA processing; regulation of viral transcription; regulation of siRNA processing. The coding region runs from base 18 to 1127 and encodes 369 amino acids. The record is from RefSeq and is a predicted model, not a curated record. Gene Ontology annotation, molecular function: double-stranded RNA binding; pre-miRNA binding; siRNA binding. Lineage: Eukaryota; Metazoa; Chordata; Mammalia; Didelphimorphia; Didelphidae.
GGCCCCGGCCCCAGCCCAUGCUCGUUGGCGGCGGCGGCGGUGGCUCGGGGCGCGCGGAGCCUGCAGUCACGGUGGCGCCCGCAGGGACGGAGGAGGGAAUGAGUGAGGAGGAGCAGGGUUCCGUGAUCAUCACAGGCUACGGACUCCCCAGUAUAGAGCAAAUGCUGGCGGCCAGUCCUGGCAAGACCCCAAUCAGCCUUCUGCAGGAGUAUGGGACCAGAAUAGGGAAGACUCCCGUGUACGACCUCCUCAAAGCCGAGGGCCAAGCCCACCAGCCCAAUUUCACCUUCCGAGUCACCGUCGGUGACACCAGCUGCACUGGUGAGGGGGCGUCGGGUGCCCUGGCCAGGGGUCAGGGUCCCAGCAAGAAAGCCGCCAAGCACAAAGCAGCUGAGGUGGCCCUCAAACACUUGAAAGGAGGAAACAUGUUGGAGCCACUUCUGGAGGAUGGAAGGAGUCCCCCAGUGGAGGUCAAGGCUCCUGUUUCUCCUCAGCAGUCUGAGUGUAACCCCGUGGGGGCUUUGCAGGAGUUGGUGGUCCAGAAAGGCUGGAGGCUGCCAGAGUACACAGUGACCCAGGAGUCAGGCCCUGCACACCGGAAGGAGUUCACCAUGACCUGCCGGGUGGAGCGUUUCAUGGAGAUUGGCAGUGGCACCUCCAAGAAACUGGCCAAGCGCAAUGCCGCAGCCAAGAUGCUGCUGAGGGUGCACACGGUACCCCUGGACCCCCGGGAUGGGCCGGAGGCCGAGCCUGAUGACGACCACUUCUCCAUCCAGGGCAUUAGCUCCCGCGUGGACGGCCUCCGGGGCCGCAGCCCGGGCUGCACCUGGGACUCUCUCCGCAAUUCCGCAGGAGAGAAGAUCCUGUCGCUGCGGAGCUGCCCGCUGGGCUCUCUGGGCCCCGGCUGCUGCAGCGUGCUCAGCGAGCUCUCCGAGGAGCAGGCCUUCCACGUCAGCUACCUGGACAUCGAUGAGUUGAGUCUGAGCGGGCUCUGCCAGUGCCUGGUGGAACUGUCCACGCAGCCGGCCACGGUGUGCCACGGCUCGGCGCCCACCCGGGAGGCUGCCCGAGGGGAGGCCGCCCGUCACGCUCUCCAGUACCUCAAGAUCAUGGCCGGGGGCAAGUGAGCCCCCGGGGCCGCGCCCGACAGCCCGCGCGCACUGCCAGCUCCGCCCCUCCGGGAGGCUCCGAUGCCCUCCGAGGUACCUUCCUUCUCUACCUCCGACACAGACUCUGCCUGCCCUGAGGCCCGGGCAGGGCCCUGGGGGGGCUGCCCGUCCUCCGAAUAAACACCCUUCUCCGA